This is a messenger RNA of Aspergillus aculeatus ATCC 16872, 864 nucleotides long. RefSeq names its product pirin family protein. The record is from RefSeq and is a predicted model, not a curated record. The transcript has 2 exons. Lineage: Eukaryota; Fungi; Ascomycota; Eurotiomycetes; Eurotiales; Aspergillaceae. Bases 1 to 864 code for a protein of 287 amino acids.
AUGUCCAAGCCUCUCGCUCACGCCUCCAUCGUGGCCCGCCGCUCCAGCGAGCGCGGCUACGCCGAACACGGCGGCUGGCUGAAGACCUUCCACACCUUCAGCUUCGCCAAUUACUACGACCACAAGUUCAACCAGUUCGGCAGUCUGCGCGUGCUCAACGAGGACCGCGUCGCGGCCCGCAAUGGGUUCCCGACCCACCCUCACCGCGAUGCCGAGAUCUUCAGCUACAUCCUCAGCGGCGAGCUGACCCACCGCGACAGCAUGAUCAAGAAGGGCGCCGAAGGUGCGCAGGGCAAGCAAUUCUACCGGAUGAAGCGGGGUGAUGUACAGUUCACGACCGGUGGUACAGGCAUCGCGCAUUCCGAACAGAACGAGUCCAACAAACCAGUGCACUUCCUUCAAAUCUGGGCUCUCCCAUGGAAGUAUGGACUCAAGCCAAACUACCACACGAGAACGUUCGAUGAAGCGGCAAAGCGUCAGGGGUUCGUGCAUAUUCUGUCGCCGCUCGCGGCGGGUCCCGAUGCUACCGCGGCGGAAGAGGAGGCGGCUGUCCCGAAGAUCCCCGAGACCAUCCCCAUCCAUGCGGACUUCGUGAUGGGGGCCGGGAUCAUCGAGCCCGAGAAGACAUUCCAGUGGACGGUCGGCGCUGGCGAUGCCGUCACCCAGAAGAAGAAGCGCAAUGUCUACAUCCACCUCCCCAUGACCAAGGGCGGCAAGGCGAAGAUCAGACUCGACUUCCGCGACAAUGCGGUUUUGGAAGAGGGCGACGGCGCUUUCAUCACAGGAGUGAAUGCCGGAGAUGUGCUUAGCGUGGAGAGCGUCGGAGAGGCGGAAGCUGAGGUCGUUGUCUUGGACAGCAAUUAG